AUAAUUUUGUAUACGAUCAUAUUAUAGCAAUCUUUAUCUCCUGGGAGGUGAUAUAGCUGUAUGUUCUUGAGAGAAAAGAUAAGCACCUGAAAAUAUAAAUGCCUUUUUUAAUUUCUCUGAGAUAAAGCAAGAAGCAGAAGCAAACCCACUAUUUUUAACCGACUGUUUGGAUAUCCCAUUCAUUCAUUCAUUCUUUCUUUCUUUCCCCUUCAACCCGCAGUAUUGUUAUUUGUUGCUUUGUUUAGUUUGAAAAGAAAGAGGGAAUUUUUUAUUUGUCAGAUUUCCGAUUAAAGGUGUAAUCUUGAAGCCUUUUGCAUUGCCUCUCCCACUAAAACUCGGGGUUCGUGCUUGACCAAAUUCGCUUUAGUGAGCUUUGUGUAUGCGGGGCUCUCCGUUUCUUCAUUUUUUUAAAAUCUAGAUUUAUCGUGAGCGAACUUUAAUAUACUAAUAAGCUUUGUGUUUUAAGUUCUUGCAGUUCAUUGUUGUUUGGCUGGCUCCUUUUUACUGCAAGGUUAUUUGAGGGGUUUUAGUGAAAAAAACGAGCUGCAGAGAAUCUUUGAUUUCGAGGUGGCCAUAAGGGAUGAUGGCUCGUUCGUUUCUGAAGAUUGAUGAGUGGGUUCUCUGCCUUUUCAUACUUCUAUCUGCAGUUCCCUUCCACCAUGGAUUUACAGAUCCUCGUGAUGUUUUUGCAAUAACUCAGUUACAUGCUUCUCUGGGCCUCCCGUUGCUUCCUGGAUGGAUUCCGGGAGGAGAUCCCUGUGGGCCGCCUAGUUGGCAAGGGGUGGAAUGUGUGAAUGCUAAUAUAACUGCACUAAAGCUCAGUAGCGCAAAUUUGGGAGGCGAAUUGCCUGAAGAUUUGGGAAUGUUUGCCUCAAUUAUAGAUAUAGAUUUGAGCAACAACCACAUUGGAGGCAGCAUACCAACCAGUUUGCCAAUCACUCUUCAGAAUUUUUUUCUUUCAGAUAAUCAGUUCACAGGGGACAUUCCAAACUCUCUAUCUUCGUUAGGCCAAUUGAAAUCUUUGUCUCUGAACAACAAUCAACUAACAGGUGCAAUACCAGAUGCCUUUGAACCAAUUACGGGUUUGAUUAACAUGGAUUUAUCCUGGAACAGCUUGACUGGUGUGCUUCCACCUUCAAUGCGGAGUUUGUUAUCUCUCACAUCAUUGCAUUUGCAGAAUAAUCAACUUAUAGGAGUGCUUGAUGUUAUUCAAGAUCUUCCCCUGACAGAUUUGAACGUAGAGAACAACCUCUUCUCGGGACCUAUUCCUGGCAAACUGCUAAAUAUUCCCAGUUUCAGGAGAGCUGGAAACCCUUUUAACACUACUAUCCUUCCCUCUCCGCCCGCCUCGCCUCCCGUAUCCCCCACUAAGGCACCUUCACCUCAACUUGCUUCUAGUCCUGGAUCCAAUGUUCAUGGCCAGUUUGUUUCUCCGUUACCACAAUCUGGUGGAGAGAAGAAAAAUACAUCAAACAAAAUCACAUGGAUUGCUGUUGGAGGGUUGGUGUUGAUUUUGGUACUUGUUUUGGGGUUAUUUCUUUCUAUAUCCCGUUGUUGUAAGGGAAGGAGAUCGAUGGAGAAAAUUUUCAAGAGCAAUGAAGUAGGUUAUGGUAGCCUGUCAGAAACACAUAAGCAAGAUGAGACUUCACAAUUUCAUAAAGUACCCCAAGGUCUCAAAAAAGUGGAUUUGCAACCAGCUGAAGCCAGUCAGACGAGGAAUGCAUUACUAAAGCAGGGGAAGGAUCAUAGUAUAGAUAUGACAGGAUUGAGUAAAAGUGAUCCGCGGCCAAGCCCUCUUCCUUUUCCGCUUCUUCCUGCUGAAAGGAUUGCUGCGGAUCCUACUUUUACUUCAUUGAAUCCAACAGGAAGUGCUGGUAAAAUUGUAGAAUCUGUGAAGCUCUUCACUAUUGGAAUGCUUCAACAGUACACAAAUAGUUUCUCUCAAGAAAAUCUUAUUGGGAAAGGCAUGCUUGGGACUGUGUAUAGCGCGCAGCUUCCUAAAGGAAAGGUUCUAGCUGUCAAGAAGCUGGAUAAGGCUGCAUCAGUGCAUCUAAACGACCAAGAGUUCCUUGACCUGGUGUCAAGUAUCUCUAACCUUCGGCAUGCAAAUAUUGUCGAACUUGUAGGUUAUUGCCUUGAGCAUGGAGAGCGCCUUCUUGUCUACAACUACUGUGGAAAUGGGACUCUUGAUGAAGCACUAAAUUUGGAUGAUGAGAUCAACAAAAAGCUCUCAUGGAAUACUCGCAUGAUUCUAGCGCUUCAAGCUGCCAAAGCCCUAGAAUAUUUGCAUGAGACGCGGCACCCUCCCAUUAUGCACCGCAACUUCAAGUCCUGCAACCUGCUGCUCAAUGACGAUCUCUCCGUACAAGUUUCUGACUGUGGUUUGGCUUCUCUCAUGCCAGCCAAUUCCAUUGCUCAGUUGCAAAAUUCUGGAUAUGGCGCUCCAGAGCUUGACUUUGGAAGCUAUUCUUACCAGAGUGAUGUUUACAGCUUCGGAGUUGUGAUGUUGCGGCUUUUAACAGGGCGAAAAGCUUAUGACAGGUCACGUCCCCGGGGAGAGCAAUAUCUGGUUAGAUGGGCAUUCACGCAGCUUUAUGAUAUAGACGCAUUGUCCAGAAUGGUUGAUCCUUCCCUGAAAGGCGCCUAUCCAUCCAAGUCCUUGUCUCGGGUGGCAGAUAUAAUCUCGCUUUGUAUUCAGCCUGAGCCCGAGUUUAGGCCACCGAUGUCUGAGAUCGUGCAGAAGCUUGUAAGCAUUAUACAGAGACAUCCCAACCCCUGAGUUCGAGCUGGAGACUUCCCAACGGGUCGAUAUCUGAGCUGCUGCUUGCUGCUCUUCACAUCUUUGUAAUUUUUCAAGUGUAUGCUGCUGCUUCUCAAAGAGUAAUGCUACUGCAUUUCUUUCCUUUUAGUGUGGGUAGUUAUUCAUUUUUUUUUCUUCUUCAUUUUAACCGGUGGCUUUGAUGUUAGUGUUGUAUGUGUUUGUUGGAUAAAAUCCAGAGUUUGUAUUUCUGUAAUUAGAUUUACAGAAGCUAAAUAGUUUGAUUAUUGAGGGAUUAGUAAUAUUUAAAUGCAGUGUUGGGACAAAAAACAGUUGGGGGUUGGUGCUCCACAUGUGCAAUCCCAUUAUUAUGAUAACUCAUCGUACCCAUGUUUCUUUCCUCUCAA
This is a messenger RNA of Salvia miltiorrhiza (redroot sage), 3165 nucleotides long. RefSeq names its product protein STRUBBELIG-RECEPTOR FAMILY 3-like. Gene Ontology annotation, molecular function: protein kinase activity; protein binding; ATP binding. NCBI's taxonomy places the organism in Eukaryota, Viridiplantae, Streptophyta, Magnoliopsida, Lamiales, Lamiaceae. The coding region runs from base 581 to 2779 and encodes 732 amino acids. The record is from RefSeq and is a predicted model, not a curated record. The transcript has 16 exons. Gene Ontology annotation, biological process: protein phosphorylation.